UACAGCGGCAGAAGGAAUUGAAGCAGCAAGGGGAAAGGAGACAUCGACUUUCUCGCUCCUUUCACAAACUUCGGCUUCGUUCCUUUAUCCCUCGAUUUUUCAAUAUAGUCUCUCCCAAAACUCUCUUUCCCCCCAUUCGUCUUCGGAACAUUCAAAUCCACGGUCCCAGAUCGAGGUAAAAUUGCAAAUGGCCAAAGUUAGCAAAGUGCGAAAGUCUGAUUCACGCCAAAAAAUGGUGAAUCAUUAUCUAUUGCCAUCUUACCCUAGGAAGGCUGGCAAAGGCACCCAACAGAAAAAAUGUUCAAAAGCUUCAGAGAAGAAAGAUUGGGAAACUGCAAAAUGUUCCGUUUGUCUAGAGUUUCCUCACAAUGCUGUUCUCCUCCUCUGUUCCUCUUACGACAAUGGUUGCCGCCCUUACAUGUGUGCCACUAGCCGGCGCUUUUCCAAUUGCCUUGAGGAAUACAAGAAAGCCUACACUACAGUAACUUCAGUGGACAGUGGUUCGGUAGAUAAUUCAGGUAUUGUUUCAGGUGUGGGAGAGUCCGUUGAAAAGAUGGAAGUACCAGAGCUUCUAUGCCCACUCUGUCGGGGACAAGUGAAGGGGUGGACGGUGGUAGAACCUGUACGGAAAUAUCUCAAUAGGAAAAAAAGAUCCUGCAUGCAAGACAAGUGCUCCUUUGUUGGAACUUACAGAGAGCUCAAAAAACAUGUCAAGGCAAAACACCCAUUGGCACGACCUCGAGAAGUGGACCCUGUACUUGAAGAGAAAUGGAAAAGGCUUGAGAAUGAGAGAGCACGGGAUGAUGUAAUCAGUACAAUCAUGUCAUCAGUGCCGGGGUCUGUGGUGUUGGGGGAUUAUGUGCUCGAGCCUGGAUCUCGUGGUAUCUUCAGAGACGAAUAUGAUUCAGAUGACCCUUUCGAUGAUGGUUUCCUUCACCUAGACUCAUCUGUUAGGUUGCAUAGCAGAUUCAUGGAUUAUGACCUAUUCGAUGACGGAGGUUUUGGGAUGCACCGUGCUUUCCGUGCAGUUUCCCCAGCUGCUAGAUCUAGGCAUUCUCGUCUGUUGGGGUCUCUAAGACGAAGGCGAAUCCCCUGGGCCUGAGGGCGUAACGGAAGCCGAUAACUUUGUGUGUUUAUCUAUACAAUGAAUGGAGAUUUACUUAACCGCACAUGAGAAUAAGUAGAUGUAUUUUCUACCGGGUCACAUGGUGAGAUUUAUUGUAACUUGAUGUGAUGCCGCUGGUAAAUGAACGAACUGUAGGACAGUAGGUCACUGGUGGCUGUAGGUUCUAUAGUAGGUUAUUUGUUAUGGAAUAUCUGGGGGGUUGGGUUCAA
This is a messenger RNA of Hibiscus syriacus, 1335 nucleotides long. RefSeq lists its product as uncharacterized. Lineage: Eukaryota; Viridiplantae; Streptophyta; Magnoliopsida; Malvales; Malvaceae. The transcript has 2 exons. The record is from RefSeq and is a predicted model, not a curated record. Bases 188 to 1102 code for a protein of 304 amino acids.